AUGACUCAGAAACGCCUUUCUGACACUGCAGUUCCUAAAAAGGCUGCUCGGAGCCUGGUGGAGUGGCCAUCUGUGAAAUGGCGUGCUAACAACCAGCAAGGCUGUACAGACUCCCGAGCACCUUACUGUAGGCACUGCCAGACUGAUGCUGCCGGCAAGGUGCUGGACCGCUGGGCCAUCAUGUCUCGAGAAGAGGAAAUCAUCACCCUUCAGCAGUUUCUGCGAUUUGGAGAAACCAAAUCCAUUGUGGAGCUGAUGGCAAUUCAGGAGAAAGAAGGGCAGGCCGUAGCUGUACCGUCUUCAAAGACAGACUCAGACAUAAGGACUUUCAUUGAGAGCAAUAAUCGCACCCGGAGUCCCAGCCUUCUUGCUCACCUAGAGAACAGCAACCCUUCCAGCAUUCAUCAUUUCGAAAACAUCCCUAACAGCCUUGCAUUUCUGCUUCCAUUCCAGUAUAUAAACCCAGUCUCAGCCCCACUGCUUGGAUUGCCUCCAAACGGGCUACUGUUAGAGCAACCAGGACUGAGGCUGCGGGAACCAAGCCUUUCAACCCAGAAUGAAUACAAUGAGAGCAGUGAAUCUGAAGUAUCUCCCACACCUUAUAAGAAUGAUCAGACGCCUAAUAGAAAUGCCCUGACCAGCAUUACCAAUGUGGAGCCCAAAACUGAGCCAGCCUGUGUGUCCCCCAUUCAGAAUUCUGCCCCAGUCAGUGAUCUAACCAAAACUGAACACCCAAAAAGCUCAUUCCGGAUUCAUCGGAUGAGAAGGAUGGGGUCAGCCUCUAGGAAAGGAAGAGUGUUCUGUAAUGCAUGUGGGAAGACAUUCUAUGACAAAGGUACUCUCAAAAUUCAUUAUAAUGCUGUUCACCUGAAGAUCAAACACCGAUGCACCAUCGAGGGUUGCAACAUGGUCUUUAGCUCCCUCCGAAGCCGGAAUCGCCACAGUGCGAACCCUAAUCCUCGCCUUCACAUGCCUAUGCUACGAAAUAACCGAGACAAAGAUUUAAUUCGUGCCACAUCAGGAGCUGCCACUCCUGUUAUAGCAAGUACAAAAUCAAAUCUCACACUCACAAGCCCUGGCCGGCCCCCAAUGGGUUUUACCACUCCCCCAUUAGACCCCGUCUUACAGAAUCCUCUGCCUAGCCAGCUGGUUUUUUCUGGGCUAAAGACUGUACAGCCAGUUCCUCCAUUUUAUAGAAGUUUACUCACUCCGGGGGAAAUGGUGAGUCCUCCAACCUCCCUCCCAACCAGUCCCAUCAUUCCAGCCAGUGGUACCAUAGAGCAGCACCCCCCACCACCCUCUGAGCCCAUAGCACCAGUAGUGAUGAUGGCCACUCAUGAGCCCAGUGCUGACCUGGCACCCAAGAAGAAGCCCAGGAAGUCCAGCAUGCCUGUGAAGAUUGAGAAGGAAAUCAUUGAUACCGCUGAUGAGUUUGAUGAUGAAGAUGAUGACCCUAAUGAUGGCGGAGCUGUGGUCAACGAUGUGAGCCAUGACAAUCAUUGCCACUCCCAAGAGGAGAUGAGUCCAGGCAUUUCUGUGAAGGACUUUUCUAAACAUAGCAGGACCCGGUGCAUUUCAAGGACUGAAAUAAGAAGGGCUGACAGCAUGACUUCUGAGGACCAAGAACCUGAACGGGACUAUGAGAAUGAAUCUGAGUCUUCAGAGCCCAAACUAGGUGAGGAGUCCAUGGAAGGCGAUGAGCACAUUCACAGUGAAGUGAGCGAAAAAGUCCUGAUGAGCAGUGAGAGGCCUGAUGAGAACCACAGUGAGCCCUCUCACCAGGAUGUCAUCAAGGUGAAGGAAGAAUUUACAGAUCCCACUUACGACAUGUUUUACAUGAGCCAGUAUGGACUGUACAAUGGUGGGGGGGCCAGCAUGGCAGCCCUGCAUGAAAGUUUCACAUCGUCUCUGAAUUACGGCAGCCCUCAAAAGUUCUCCCCAGAAGGUGACCUGUGUUCUAGCCCAGACCCCAAAAUCUGUUACGUGUGCAAGAAGAGUUUCAAAAGCUCCUACAGUGUGAAGCUUCACUACAGGAACGUUCACUUAAAAGAGAUGCAUGUCUGCACAGUGGCUGGCUGCAAUGCUGCCUUCCCCUCUCGCCGAAGCAGAGACAGACACAGUGCCAACAUAAACCUGCAUCGCAAACUGUUGACCAAAGAACUCGAUGACAUGGGCCUGGACUCAGCGCAGCCCUCUCUUAGCAAGGGCCUCCGGGAUGAAUUUUUGAUGAAGAUCUAUGGUGCCCAGCACCCCUUGGGGCUCGAUGUCAGGGAAGACGCCUCCUCUCCCGCAGGGACUGAAGACUCCCACCUGAACGGGUACGGGAGAGGCAUGGCGGAGGACUACAUGGUCCUUGACCUGAGCACCACCUCCAGCCUCCAGUCCAGCAGCAGCAUCCAUUCUUCCCGAGAAUCCGACGCAGGCAGCGACGAGGGUAUUCUUCUCGACGACAUUGACGGGGCGAGUGACAGUGGGGAGUCAGCACACAAGGCCGAGGCCCCUGCCCUCCCUGGCAGUCUAGGGGCUGAAGUUUCAGGAUCUCUGAUGUUCAACAGCUUGUCCGGGAGCAAUGGUGGGAUUAUGUGCAACAUUUGCCACAAAAUGUACAGCAACAAGGGGACUCUGAGAGUGCACUACAAAACUGUGCAUUUGCGAGAAAUGCACAAGUGCAAAGUCCCUGGUUGCAAUAUGAUGUUCUCCUCUGUGCGAAGCCGAAAUCGGCACAGUCAGAACCCUAAUCUCCACAAAAACAUUCCCUUCACUUCAGUAGAUUAGUCUCAGAAUGGACACUACAAAUGCCAGCUCUCACCAGAUGGCCUACAUGUUUGAACUGCCAUAGUCAGUGUGUGCUUGUGUACCUGGGUGUAUGUGUAUGUGUGUGUGUGUAUACAAAUGUAUGCCUCUGUGUCUACAUACACACACACACACACACACACAUUUUCUUUUCUUUAGAUAUAAAAAGAUAAACACUAGGUGCUUUUGAAAUUGUUUUUCUUUUUCCUUUAUAGUUUUGGGAAAGGGGUGGGAUCUUUAAUUUGGGGGUGAAAACAAAGUACCCUUAAAACACACAUACACACACACACACAUAAAGUGUGCAACCGGCCCAAAUUCUGACAGAAUAAGAAUUCUUAGUCCUCUGCAAAGGGACAGUUUCUUGUACCCAUGACUGUUGCCUGCAAAAAAA
Molecule: messenger RNA, 3184 nt
Organism: Lynx canadensis (Canada lynx)
Lineage: Eukaryota; Metazoa; Chordata; Mammalia; Carnivora; Felidae
Gene: BNC2
Product: basonuclin 2
Exons: 3
Coding region: 1-2775 (924 amino acids)
Biological process (GO): regulation of DNA-templated transcription
Cellular component (GO): nucleus
Source: RefSeq, a predicted model, not a curated record